This is a messenger RNA of Mercurialis annua (annual mercury), 2598 nucleotides long. RefSeq names its product subtilisin-like protease SBT5.3. The record is from RefSeq and is a predicted model, not a curated record. Lineage: Eukaryota; Viridiplantae; Streptophyta; Magnoliopsida; Malpighiales; Euphorbiaceae. The transcript has 10 exons. The coding region runs from base 138 to 2405 and encodes 755 amino acids. Gene Ontology annotation, biological process: proteolysis. Gene Ontology annotation, molecular function: serine-type endopeptidase activity.
UAUUAAUUUAGCUAAAUUUGUAAUGUGAUAAUUUCAUAGUAUUUUGUUUUAAAAUUGGAUUUAGACAGAAUGGUCGCCUCGCCUCUAUAAUUGCUCGCACUGACUGGUCAGCCACUCUAACUAAUUGAGCAACAAAGAUGAACUUUAUUUUUUUUCUCUUGUUUUUUCUCUCUUUUUUGCAGACUCCAAUAGAAGCUGCACAAAAGUCGUAUGUGGUCUACUUAGGAGGCCAUUCUCAUGACUCUCAACUCUCCUCCACACUGGAUCAUACCACUGCAGUUGCUAAUUCACACUAUGAGCUUUUGGGUUCUUGCAUGACAAUAAAGGAGAAGGCAAGAGAGGCUAUAUUCUAUUCCUACGCGAACGCUAUCAAUGGCUUUGCAGCGAUACUUGAAGAUGAAGAAGUCGAAAAGAUUUCGAAGCAUCCGGAGGUUGUAUCGGUUUUUCGGAAUGAAUUAAAAUAUAAACUCGAAACAACAAGAUCAUGGGAGUUUCUUGGAUUAGAAAGGAAUGGAGAAGUCCUUCCUCAUUCUAUCUGGCCAAAAGCAAGAUUUGGGGAAGAUGUCAUUGUUGCAAAUCUUGACAGUGGUGUGUGGCCAGAAUCUGAAAGCUUCAAUGAUGAUGGAAUGGGACCUAUACCGUCAAAUUGGAAAGGUCAUUGUGAUACAAAAGAUGGUGUUAAAUGCAACAAAAAGCUUAUAGGGGCAAAAUACUUUAGCAAGGGCUUUGAAGCUUCAGGCACUGCUUUCAAUUCUUCUGACAUUAGUGCUCGAGACAGAGAUGGUCAUGGCACACACACUCUUUCUACAGCCGGCGGACGGUUUGUUCCGGGUGCUAACCUUUUCGGUUCAGCCAAUGGAACUGCAAAAGGAGGUGCACCCAAUGCUCGAGUUGCUUCGUACAAAGUCUGCUGGUCAGGCUGCACUGAUGCUGAUAUUUUAGCUGGAUUUGAUGCUGCCAUUCAUGAUGGUGUUGAUAUUAUAAACCUUUCGCUUAGUACUCGUCCUGCCCCUUACGCCGAGGACUCCAUUUCGAUUGGAUCUUUUCAUGCUACCAGUAGUGGAAUUGUUGUCGUCGCAUCAGCUGGGAAUCAAGGGGAUGGAGAAGGAGGAAGGGUGCGAAAUGGAGCACCAUGGAUGCUUACAGUUGGAGCGGGUACUAUUGAUCGCAAUUUUACUUCUGAUGCUGUACUUGGAAACAAAAAGACAAUCAAGGGAAGCCUCAGUUUUAAUACCAAUACUUUGCCUGCUAAGAAGUACUAUCCCCUCAUUUACGCUUUGGAUGCCAAGGCCGCCAAUGCUUCUUCUGAUGACGCACAGUCCUGCACUGAAGGAUCACUUAAACCAAGCAAGGUUAAAGGGAAAAUUGUGUAUUGUGCCAGGAGUUUUUCUUUCGACAUUCAUAAAAGCUUUGCUGUGGCUCAAGCUGGUGGCGUCGGAGUGAUCUUUGCUAAAUCUGAAUUAUCAGAUAAAGUUGAACCUCACUUUAUUCCUACUUCAGCUAUUUCUGAAGAAGAUGGCGAACGUAUUCUAUCUUAUAUAAACAGCACUAAGUCACCAAAAGCUUAUAUAAGUGGCGGAACCGUGUAUGGAAAAGCUGCUGCCCCUGCACCCGUCGUGGCUACAUUUUCUUCUACUGGACCUAGUCGGAUUACUCCGGAAAUCCUUAAGCCUGAUAUCUUAGCACCCGGAGUCAACAUUUUAGCUGCAUAUGUACAAAACAAAGGACCAGCUUCUGGAGUUGAAGACCAUAGACAUGUUCCGUUCACUAUUCUUUUUGGAACUUCAAUGGCAGCCCCUCAUGUUGCUGGCAUUGCCGGACUUCUUAAAGCCUUGCAUCCUGAAUGGAGUCCUUCUGCAAUUAAAUCCGCAAUCAUGACCACAGCAAGAACUAGAGAUAAUGUGGGAAAGCCUAUUUUCGCUGAGGAAAAUUUCAAGGCAAGCCCUUUCGAAUAUGGUUCUGGUCAUAUCAUGCCCAACCGAGCAAUGGAUCCAGGCUUGGUUUAUGAUUUAAGUACUAAAGAUUACUUGAAUUUUCUAUGUUCCCUUGGCAACAACAAAACUGAAAUGUCAGUUUUCGACAAGUCAUAUAAGUGCCCGUCGACCAGCAUUAGUCUGCUGAACUUCAACUACCCAACAAUCACUAUCUCUGAUCUCUUGGAUAAUGUAACAGUGACUAGAACCUUAAAGAAUGUAGGAACUCCAGGCGUAUAUAAAGCCCGUGUCCAAGUGCCUAAAGGAUUCUCAAUCGUGGUCGAUCCGAUUAGUUUGAAAUUCGACAAGAUGUAUCAAGAGAAAAGUUUCAAGGUGACAAUAAAAAGAAAUGGAGAAGACAACUUUGGUGUUGGUAGGCUGAUAUGGUCUGAUGGAGAUCACUUUGUGAGGAGUCCCAUUACGAUUUUUUGAAAGCUUGAACUAAUUAAACCUAUAUUCUAAAAUGUUUUUUUUUUUAGUAACGAGGGAACCUCUGGCAGAGCCCGACCACCCUUUAGGGAUAUUCUAAAAUGUUUGCUGCAUUUUUCUUGAUAUCAUAAAAUGUAUUCUAUUCCUUUCUUGAAUAAAGUUGAAUAUUACUCUCUGUGGAGUACAUUGCAAGGCA